GUCAUCUGGGGAAAACGUGAGCUUGGCAAAGCGUUUUUGUAAGCGUCUAAAAAUGAGCUUUUCUCUCUCGUCUGUUGCAGGAAAAACAUCCAAAUCUUUCCUUGCAAGUUGAUCGUACACUCGGAGCCAGUCGUGGUGCCACGGAGCCCAAACUCUGAGCCAUUUGACAGCGGACAAGUGCUGGGAGAAGACACAGCACCAUGACGACGCUGUUGGACCUAAAGAGUAGCGUCCUGCGCCAGGUGCAGAGGAGCCAGUCUCUGAGGAGCCGCAGGGAGCCGCCGCCCACCGCCGGAAGCCCCCUCACCCACUGCCCCGAGCCCUUAGCCCGCAGGUUCUCCGAGGAGAGCAUGGAGUUCUUUGAGCGUAUGAGCACCAUUCUGCAGAAACAGGACAACAUGCUGCAGGCCGCCCAGGCCGAGAGCCAAAGAGGAGCCUGCACGGUGCCUCCACCACAGGAGCAUGUGGACCAGGCUUUUAUCCCAGACAGAAUCAGCAGGACGGAGCUGGACCUGCUGUAUGAGGAGGCUGUGUACACUGUGGUAAACCGAGUGGGUGUGCCUUCUCCAGAACAUGUGACCAGCGAUGAGGAUUUGUUUGCAUACCUUCUCAAGGUGUUUGAUAUGGGCGAGGAGGAGCACGACAUCAUACUUCAGAAAGUGCAGGAAUCCAAGAGAGCCACCUUCUCUUUGAGAGUCUCCGUCCUUAAAGCCAAGAAUCUCCUGGCAAAGGACGCCAACGGCUAUAGCGACCCCUACUGCAUGCUGGGCAUCCUGGUGGGCCAGAGCCCCCGGGACCCCGAGGAGAAGAAGGAGAGGAAGUUCAGCUUCAGGAAGAGGAAGGACAAGCUGGAGAAACGCUCCAGCACCAAGGAGGCACUGCCAGCCAGGUGCAUCCAGGUGACCGAGGUCAAGCCGGAGACUCUCAACCCGGUCUGGGACGAACACUUUGUCUUUGAAGUGGAUGACGUGCAUAGUGACCUACUGCACUUGGACAUUUGGGAUCACGACGACGACGUUUCGGUGGCUGAGGCCUGCAAAAAGCUCAACGAAGUCAGCGGUCUUCGAGGAAUGGGAAGGUAUUUUAAGCAGAUAGCAAAGUCAGUGCGUGCCAACGGCUCGUCCUCGUCCGGCUCCGAGGAGAACGCCGAUGACUUCCUGGGAUGCAUCAACAUUUUUCUGAAUGAGAUCCCCGUCGGCGGCUUCGACACCUGGUUCAAGCUGGAGCCUCGGUCCAGCGCGUCCAAAGUGCAAGGAGAAUGCCACCUGAUACUGAAGGUGUUCACCAGCCAGAGAGACACGGCGCUGUCUAAGAGAGAAUCCAACGUGUCCAUCCACAAAAAACUGCUGAGUCAGAUUGUUGAGCACGAGCACGCUCAUGUCAAGCGUGAACCGUACAACUGGAACGGGCAGGUUAGCCCCCCGGCGUGGACGGUACUGACUCACCAUGCCGUGCAGACGGACCUCACCCGUCUCCAACAGGCCAUCAUUCGCUGGCAGUGCUACAGCGGCCACCAUCGAACGCAGCGUGUGUGCUACUCCCUGCUGCUGCGCCUCCUGAGGGCCAUCGAUGCAGAGUGGGACCCUCCCUCUGUGAGAGGAGACCUGCCAAAAACGUCUCACAGCGUAACGCGGGACGCUUCCUGUGUCCAGGAGAGGCAGCUGUCGGACAGUUUCAGGCUGUACACGGAGCACUGCCUGUGCCUGAUGAAGAACAUGAGGCAGGUUUUUCCGUGCACCAGCGCCGCCGCUGUCACGCGCUACGAGCUCAUGCUGAGGGGGAUUGGCUACAUGCAGAACAUGCGGGCAUUUAAGACCGUUUGUCCUCUGCGGAACGAGCUGCACUUGGACAUCACCUCCGCUGUGAAGAAAGGAACCUCUGAGUGGUACGAGAGCCUCGUCGCGCAACACAAACCAGAGGACGGGUCUCUGGAGGAGCAGCUGAAGAAGCUGGUUCUGGUGGUGGACGCCGUGUGCACAGAUGUGCAGAGAGCUCAGAACAUCUACAACAAACUCUUCUACGGUGCAGUCAAAGUGGAUUUCUUCAGCGUUUCCUACAGGCAGCUGGAGAAACUGGUGGCAGAUGAUGUCAAUGUGGCCAUGGAGAGGCUUUGCGGCACCCUGGAGCAGGAGAGUUCCAGACUGAGCCAGACCAUGGGCGAGACCGUCUUUGAGCUCUUCAUGUCCUUGAAAAGCCUCAAGAGCUUCCAGGAGUUUCUUCCUCUCAAAGAUGCAAAGAUGUUAGCCUUAACGGGCUUCCACAACUGGUUCAAGUCGUCCAUUCACAAGUUCCUGCAGAUCGUCCAUGACAGGUCAUGCGACAGGAUCUGCAAAGCGGUGGAAAGCGACAAGAUAGAGGCGGUGCACCAGGUCAGACACAGCUCCUCGGCUCUGGAGGUGACGUCCUGCUUCAGACAGGUCAGAGACAUCUGGCUCCAGCUGGCCUGGCCGGACUCUGCGGGCGCCUUCAUCUUCGUCACUCGCUUGACCGACAAUUUUUGCAGCGAGGCCGUGUGCUACUCAGAGAUGCUGACACGCAAGAUUGAGAGGAACCAGCUGGGCCGAGACCACAAGAGCUUCAUAGUGCAGCUCUGCGUCGCCCUGAACAACGUGGAGCACGUGCGGGUCUUCCUGGGUCACCUGCCCCGCGACCUGGACUGGUCGGGUGUGGAGCGCGCCAUGGAGGAGUCGUGUGGGGCCGAGGGCAAGGAGCAAGUCUACAAGGCCCUCAACGGGCAGCUCUUCAACAUGGACCUGGACCUGCAGAGGGAGGCCAAGCGCCUCAUCGCGCUGCUCACUGACAAGAUGCUGCCUGAGCUGAGACGCUACAUCCAACACAUCAGCUUGUCUCCUGACUCCAUCAACAAUGAUGACGCUGUGGCCCCCCUCAUGAAGUACCUACAGGACACGGUGGUCGUCCUCACUGACACGCUGGUGAAAGACAACCUGGCUCGAGUUCUGCAGAGCCUGUGGGAGUUGCUGCUGCGCAUGAUCUUGGACUCGGUGACUGAAAACAGGGGCGUUCAGGUGGAGUUUUACAACCGCUUCCAGUACACAGUGGAGACCUUGUUGCAGUUCCUCCAUGACAAAGGAAACGGUUUAUCCCUGGAAGACAUGAAGAGUGGAGACUACAAGGCCCUGGAGGAGGAGCUGAAGCUGAACAAAUGUUCCUCCUUCGAGCUGAUCGAACAAUACUACCUGGAGAAGAUUUCCCUGCAGAAAACCCUCAAACACACGCGCUUUGGUCGCAUAAGCGUCAAGUGCUACUACGACGCUCCCGAGCAGAGGCUGACGGUGGAGAUCCUGCACGCCGCCGACAUCAUGGCGCUGGAUGCUAACGGCCUGAGCGACCCAUUUGUGAUCGUGGAGCUGUGUCCCCACCACCUCUUCCCGCUGGCCAAGAGUCAACGCACGCAAGUGAAGCUGAAGACGCUCCACCCCGUCUUUGACGAGCUCUUCUACUUCCACGUGAGUCCCGAGCAGUACCGACACAGAUUCGCCUGUUUGACCUUCACUGUGAUGGACUACGAUUGGCUCUCCACCAACGACUUCGCCGGUGAGGCCGUGGCCCCCCUCAGCGACUUCUGCUGGCCGGGGAGGCCCAACGCCACGGCGGCCGGAAAGAGCGUGCAGCCCUUCAUCCUCCACUUGUCUCGCAGCAAACCCAGCGAGAAACCCAUCAUGGGGCUGCUGGACGCUCGUGUCGGCGACAGGGAGGCUCAGGAGUUUGUCCGCAGGCUGAAGGAGAUUGAGAAGUCCAUGGAGGAGGAGUGAGCGCCCCGCCGGCCGCCAUGUAUCGAUAUUCUCUGACUGCGUGUUGCCACCUGUGCUCUUGUACCGGUACCAUGUUUACAAUUUUUAUUUUCGUUAUUUUUUCUUUUAGAUGAUCUUCAUUGUUUGUUAAUACCAAAAUGGCAAGUUAAGAGGAAGCCAAGAGCGUCCCGUCACUGUGCAGCCCUCCAGUCUAUUUUAGUAAUAGUCUACUCUUCUAUACUGUAUGUGACUAGUCUAUUUUUUGUAACGUUAUCUUUGGCGUAUAUUUGAUAUGAUAAGAGUUCCCGACUAUUUUGUGGAAGUAGCAAUCAGUCAGAGUCUCCAAUCUUUACCUCAGUGUGUUUGUGUGAGGCCAAGGUGGCUUCAACGGUCACGUUUACAUCACUUUGAAAAGAACAGGAUCAGCGUUUGGUUCGUGGGAGGGGCACACCGCUCGCCCCAGCUCAGGUCGCUAAACUAUCAUUAGAAAGAUGUGGAAAGACCAAAUCUUACAUCGCCAUCGUGCAUUUGUAGCUAUUAUAUUAGUGUUUCAUUUAUUGAUUAAUUAGCGUUUCAUUUGCAUUGUAAAAAUGUCAUAAAUUACUUAAUGAACAGUCAAUUAGCGAACAUUAUUCAUUAAUUAAUUAAACAUUUAUUAUAAAAAACACUUAAUAUAGUCAUUUUUAUUUAUUUAAAGCAGGGGUGUCCGAACUUUAUCCACCGAGGGCCGCAUACAGAAAAAUCGAAGCGGGGGAGGGGCGCACUUUGAUAUUUUUAUAUAUUUUUAAAUUUACUAAAAAGGUUUAAAAAAAAAUUUACAUACAUUUAACAUCAAAGCUUUGUGUUAUUAAUUAUUAGUAUCAACACGUCAGCUUUUAUUCUUUACAUUGUGCCAUUUUGCAGUAUUUUUCCCACUUUUGUAGGGUUUUUUUUUAGUAUUAAAUUUAAUUUUUUACAACUUGUUGCGGGCUAAUAAUAGUGAACGUGUCACCGGCCGCGAAUGGCCCCCGGGCUGCCCUUUGGACACCCCUGAUUUAAAAUAAGUAUAAUUAUUAAAAAUGCAACAUUUAAGUAAAAAGUGUCAACAGCUAAUGAUUGCUUAUAGAGUACUGAAUUUAAAAAAAAAUUAUUAAAAAUGACACAGCUGUUUAUCAUGACAAUUUAGUAGGCUCCAUUUUGAAAAAUGGAUGUAUUUAUGAGAAUUAUUAUUCUAAAAUUAUACAAAUAAUAUGAAUACAUUUUACAUUGUAUUAGAUAAUUAACUAAAUCUUGAUUUAUUUAUUAUUACAUUGAAAUGACGAUCAAAUGAAUUGUUUUUGUAGCAUUAAUAUUUUUUCAGUGUAGCACGAUCGCCAUCUUUGUGGAAUGACUUGACCUUAUAUAUUAUAUUUUAUUUGAUUUUAUUAUUUUUAAAGCCCAGUUUUAACAUGAUUCUUAAACUUUGGUGCAAUUUCCUCCUACAUUGCUGUAAAGUAUCGCAGCUCCAGCAUUUAAAACCCACCCGCGUGUACCAUAAACCAACUUCUAUAAAAUAACUCUCAUCAUUUACGUUUAUUUUUAACACUUUUACUUGAACUUUAAAGAUUGGCGAUAUACUGUAUACUGUCACACGUUGCUUGUUUAUAUUUUGUGAUUAUGCAAACUGGACAUUUGUCACAUGUAAAAGUAUGACAAAGAUAUUUAUUCAUGGUGUAUUUUUAGUGUGCAGUGUGUGUUGAAAUGAUGAAUCGUCGCUUACGUGAAAAACGGUAACAAAUACACCCUGAAUGACACACAAGUCAUAGUUGUUUAGCAAGCGCAGCUAAUGAGCUCAUGUAGCAUUCAGAAUGAAACUACAAGCAAUGAGAGUUUAAAUAUGUCAGCCCGCGGCUUAAUUUGAUAAGAAAACGGAACAGUAUCAGAACCGAUGUUGUAAUAGUGCGUAUGUGCAAACUGCUCAAUCAGCAUGAAUAACACUGUCAUGGUAUUUAUAAUGCAGCUACUGCCAUUUUGUGGAGUUAAUUCAAAAAACGACAUCAUGAGGUUGCCUACAGCCACAGCUGUUAGCGCCAAUGUUUUUUCACACUUAUUAGAGACCCUGGCGGCUAUUAGCGUUUGCAGACCAUGCACCCGGUGACUAUAAAUAGAGACUGUGGUUAAUUGAAUAGAGGCAUUAUGGAGCAUUUACGGUAGCGUUUAUUUAGUAGGAUUUCACACACAAAAAAAAGUAGCCAGUCAGUGAUUAGUCCAACACUGUGAAAUAUUUACCGGAUUUGUGAAAAUGUUUUGUUUGAUUUGAAAGAUUGUUGAUUUUACUAUUGUCUGACGAACCCUACGAAUGUUGACCUGAUGUCGUUAUUAUGGCAGAAGGUAGCCUUUUCGGCUGGGCGUUCAAAAAAUAAUAAAAUAAUGCUAAAUAAUAAUAAAAUAAGAAACAAAAAAUAAUAACAUGAUAUUUAACAGCAUUUAAUACAAAGCAUUUCAUUUUAUUUGUAGGAUUUCCCACUAAAAUCAUUGUGACAUUUUGUGCAUGAAACCGAAUCUAAAGCAUUAUUUUUUACACAUUAAUCUUGACGAUGCAGAUUGACACAUGGAAAAAAAAAAACAUGUAGGGACGCUCCGAUCAGGAUUUUAUGCUGAUCAUCCAGGACUGGAUUAAUUAUACAUUUUUCAAUCCAUUUUAUGAUGAGUACGAUUGGCUGUAUAAAGGGGAAAAGUCAGGACAAUUCCAAGGGGGGCCAGGGGGCCCAAAAAAAUAGGUAAUUAGUAAUUCCAUCCAUCCAUUUUCUAUACCGCUUCUCCUCAUUAGGGUCGCGGGUAUACGUCACACAUACGUGCGGGUGUUAGCCACAUGGCUGCGUUAGCUGCCGUAUGACUGAUGACCAAUCACACCAUUUUGUUUUGAAGGAAAGUGGGAGGACGCUGCCCAAGACGUUAGUUUGGGCAAGACACUACACUGUAAGAAAGGGUCGUAUAUUACUUUGGAAAUAGUCCAUUAUUGAAAGAAAGUGAAAGUGUUCUUCAGGUUGUUGGGGUUUUUUUUUAUUUCCUACUAAAAUAAUUUUGUGCAAACUCCACCGGGCAUGUAGACAUUGUAAAACAUGCAUAGAAACGCAAUGUACUGUAUAUGGAAUGUGAACAUUUACAAUGUCCAGUAGAUUGAAAAUAAAACACUUGGCAUUAAAAGCAUUUGCAAGACAAGGGGAUGUGCAAUGAUGAUGAACAGGCGAAAAAAAAGUGUAGCAGGUGAAGGUUAAAAAUGGAACUAACGACAGCAUUAGAUGGUGAUGUAACAUUUGCAGUCGUGUUGUGUAGUUUGUCUGUGGGGGGAACCUUUUUAGUCCAUUUGGGUUGAACACAGCACCAGUUAUUUGUUGGAAUGGAAACAAGUUGCACACGAUGCCCGGCUCGGUUUUAUCGGUAAUGGUGAAAUGUACCUGGAAGAGUAAAAAAAACAACAAAAAAAAGUGUUGUGUUUAUUGUUGCAGUGAAUUUUCUGUGCUUGGAAGUGUACACGCCUGUGUUGCUGUUUAAUUAUUACAUCAUGACUGGGAUCUGUCUGGCCUUGGAAUAAAGUGUUUACAUUUCAAUGAGAAUAAAAACAUUAUACGUUGCAGCAUGCACUGU
This is a messenger RNA of Dunckerocampus dactyliophorus (ringed pipefish), 7358 nucleotides long. RefSeq names its product BAI1 associated protein 3 (gene baiap3). NCBI's taxonomy places the organism in Eukaryota, Metazoa, Chordata, Actinopteri, Syngnathiformes, Syngnathidae. The transcript has 34 exons. Bases 201 to 3773 code for a protein of 1190 amino acids. The record is from RefSeq and is a predicted model, not a curated record.